Tetrahymena thermophila SB210 is the source of this 6471-nucleotide messenger RNA. RefSeq names its product transmembrane protein, putative. The transcript has 9 exons. NCBI's taxonomy places the organism in Eukaryota, Ciliophora, Oligohymenophorea, Hymenostomatida, Tetrahymenidae. The record is from RefSeq and is a predicted model, not a curated record. Gene Ontology annotation, molecular function: protein binding.
AUGCAAUAGAGUAUCACCUCCAUGGACACAAACGACAAUAGCAAUCUUGCUACUUUUUGUUCUGCAAAAGGGUAAAUUAUGACUUGGGAGUAUUCUACUUUAAUGCAGCCUAGUUUUGUAGAUUCUGCAUUUAUCACAAACUUUGGAUCAUGUAAUACAAUCAAAUUUUUAGGUAAUAGUACGGCUCUUAUUUUAUUCUAAAACUCUAUUGUUGCUAUAGAUGUUAUUUUAUUAAAAGUUUUGAAUACUUGGAAUUUUAUAAAUCCCAGUUCAAAAAUGCUAUCCUAGGUAGUUGAUAUUAGCUUUGUCACAAAUGACCCAAACGAUAAUGUUUACGUAAUUGGAGGAAUCACUAGUUAAAUGUCAGCUACUUUUCUAUAUUAGGCAUUUGCAUUAUUUAAGAAUUAAACAGGAGUCUUUUAAGUAAUAGGUGCUAGUAAAAUAAACAAAUUAUUCCCUGUUUACAAAUCUGUUAAUCCAGCAAAUCUUGCAAUAGGAUAUACCUUCAAAGUGUGCUUUGUUAUAGGUAUAUAUACUGUCAUAUAAGAUUAUUACUUUAAUAUGGGUAAUUAAGCUAAUUUUAUGUAUGGAGUUGGAGAUUCUCAAAAUGUUAUAAUGAAUACUUUUUAGUUAAUUAAAUCAGAUUAAUUUUAUUUUUAUGGUGAUUAAAGUGGUUAAAUUGCUUUGGAUAUCACAAGAAGGUAGCUUUAUCAAAAUGUAUAUGAACUGAAUGCAGAUUAAAAACAAUAAAAUGACUAUAUCCAAGGAGUGUAUUAAAGUCUUUUACUCUAAAAAUACUUUAUAGUAAAAUCUAAUAUUCUUGUUUAUGACUUAUUAACAGAUCAAUACAUCGAAUAAAUAGAUAUUUAGUCAAAUUCUAAAAUUAUAUCUUUUUAAAUUUUAGAACAAUAACAAUCAAUUAUUUUUAUUAAAGGAAACACACUUUUUUAUAAAAAUUACAAAGAGAAUAAGCUUUAUACUUAUAGUAGCUUAUCUAAAGUUACAAAUUAUGUGUUAGAUAGUACCAAUAUUUUCCUAUAUGGUACAAAUUUAGCUAUAUUAAAUUUUGAUAUGUAAGAGAAACUUUUGAUAAAUAGCAAUUAAAAUGUUAUUUAAUAAUGUAAACAGCGUUUUAUUGAUAAAGGUUAUUUUUUUCAAAUUGAUGAGCUUUUUUAGAGAAUAAUCCUUUAUUCUUAAAAUAUUGAAGUUUACAAUUUUGCUGGAUUUUUGUAGCUUUAUAUCAAUACAAUAAACUCUCCAAUUUAAGACUUAUAGAUAUUAUAAAAUGAUAUAUCUGCGUAGUUGACUAUCUACAUUAACGUUUAUGAUAGAACUUCAUUUAACUUUAGAGGAUAGAUUGUAGCUGCAGGAGGAGGAAAUAUCAUAUCACAAAAAUAUGUUCCACCUUUAAAUUAAAUAAUAUUUUAUACCUCAACUCUAAGAUUUGCAUAGUUUUUCGCAUUUAAUUUAGAUACUCUUUAGACAGUUGUGUCAUUUAAAAGCCCUUUAAAUACUCCCUCAAGUACAGUUGCUUGUUAAUAUGAUAAAGACUAAGGUAUCUACAUCUUGCUUGACUCAGGAGGAAAUUUUUAUUUAAUUAAUUAACAAAUAUAGCAAGUCUAAUUAGCAAGAUUAGUUGAAUAUGAUUAAAAUUCAAGUUAUCAAAUUCUAGGAUAUUCUAUUAACUACGAAAAUAAUAAUGUUUUUAUUUAUUCUUAGACUCAAGUUUUUAAUCUUUACUUAGAAGAACUCAACAGCUAAGCUAGAAAGUAUGUAGUGAAUAAAAAAUAAUUAUUUUCUUAAAUAACUAUAAACUCUGAUUCUGUUAAUCAAAAUGGAUUUAUAAUAGCAGGAGAUUAAGGCCUAUUAUAUAAAUAUUAAAAUUCUGUAUUUGAAUAUUUUUAUUAAUUUAAUUAAGAAAUUCUAGAAGUUAUUUAUAACUAAAGCUUGGAGUUACUGAUAAUAGCUCUCACUGAUCGAUUCAUACUAUUUUAGAAUUUUGAUUCAAGUUCUUUAGGUACGUAGAACCCAUGGUAAUAAAAUAGCUAAAAAGAAAUUAUUGUAAGUGGAAUGUUUUAGUAAUUUAUUUGCUAAGACAUUUAUUUGACUAAAGAUAGGCAAAUUUACCACUACGAUUUCGUAAAUUAAGUAAUUUUAGGUAAAAUAUCUUUUCAAGAUUCUUAGACAUUGAUAUUAUAGAAAAUCUGCUCAGUUAAUAAACCAUAUCUCUAUCUAGGAUCAAAUAUAGGAAAAGUAUUGAUAUACAAUUAAAACACUAAAAAUUAAAUAAUUGUAAACUUGUUGGAAAAUUAAGUAUAAGUAAACGAUUCUCAGAUAGGAAAAUUAAUUGAGACUUCUACUGAUUUGUGGGUUUGCUUUGCAAGCUCGGUUGGAGUUUAUAAAAUUAGCCUAAUAGAUUUUAGUUUUUAGCAAAUUGUUUAGUUUAAUAGCCUCACAACAUACAAAUAUAAUGAAUACCUAAAUAUAUUGAUUUUUGAUGUAGAUGAGUAAUAUAAUAGGUUUUUUUUAAGUUUUCUUGGAGAAAAACUAAUGAGAGUAUUUGAUUUAUCAGGAAACAUUAUUAACCUAAUUUCUUUACCUGGAAGAACAUACAAUAAUUUGCAAAUAAACACUUCUCAUUUACUAGCUUACACCUUUUUUCAUAUAAUGAUUUAUGAUAGAUAAACUCUUCAAUACAUCUAAAGAAUUAGGAGAGAUAAUUUCUAUGACUUUAUCACAGAUAUAAUAGAAAUAGAAAGUUAAUAUAUUCUAAUUGUCACCUAUACUAAGUAUGAACUAUUCCAAAUCUAGUAUUAAGCUUCUGAAGCAUUGCUAAUGGAUUAAAUUUAACUUUAGUAUCCUUCUUUUAUGGGAUAUAAAAUAAACUAUGGAUAGUAAUAAAAUAAAAUUUUAGGCUUAUCAGUAAUACUACUUUCAUCUAAUUAAAUAUAAGAACAAAGGUAUAAUCUUGUGUAUGAAAACAUACAGGACUAAAAUAAGAUAUGUAGUGUAGAUAUUGCGGUGAGUACAUUCUAAGAUGUAUCCUUUUCAAUUAAUACAAUAAAACCAGUGUCUUUUCCAGAUUCAUCUCAAAGGUCUAUGAUACCUGUAUAGGAUUCAAGCUUAAAUAACUACUGGAAUGUUUAAUUAGUUAAUAGCGAUUUGAGGAAUAUAGACUUUAAAAGUACUGCAAACAGUCUUGCUUAAGUUUAUUCUGAUAAUAAUCUAACAAAUUAAUAAGUAUUAAAUCCAAUUAUAAUCUACAAUGACUCUUUUUUGUGGUACAUUAAAGAGGAACUUUAAAUGAGAGAUUUUAGCUUUAUUUUUUAGAAUUAGGUUGGAUAAAUAAAAUUCAACUAAUAAUCUCUAAGUGUUAUAUUAAAUAACAUUUAAAUAUAAUCUUAAAAUAUGAGCAAUACAACACUUUUAUUUACAAACAUGUCAAAUGUAGUAAUAAAUGGACUUCAUUUGACAAAGUUAUAAAGAAAUUAAACUUAAAGUAAUGAGAGUGAUGCCUUAAUGUAUUUUCUUAAUGUGACUAAUGUCAAUAUUUAUAAUUUAAGUCUAGACAAUAGUUAAAUGAUAAAUUCUUCUUUCAACGGUUUAAUAUCAGCUAAAAAUGUUUAGAAUUUUAUUUUAUCAAAUUUAAUGAUUUAAAAUGCAGAAAUUUAUCAUUUAUUCAAUUUUAUCUAAGUUUAUAACCUUACUAUAAAUAACUUGCAAAUUACUAAUUGCUUUUAUGCUUAAACUAAUGCAGACAAACAAAUUAUUAACAUUAUUGGAGUUGUCAACUCAAUCCUAUCAGAUAUUUUAAUGAAUUAUAAUACGAAUUUACUAUUCAUAAGGACAAGUAAUAUUUACGAUGAUACAAGUAUUUAAUAUAGUAUUUAUACUGAUACAUUAAAUAUUACAAAUUUAAAAUUACAGUAAAAUAAUAUUAGUGAUUCAGAUUAAUAAUCUCUUGUGAAUAUCUAAAGUUCUUUUUGUUAUUUAGAGAAUAUUACUUUCUCUAAAAAUUAAGGAAAUUUAAAAAUACUCUAAUCUUAAUACUUGAAUAUAUCUAAUAGCUUAUUUGAAUACAAUUAGUGCUUAAAUGGAGGAGCUCUAGCAGUUAUUUCUAGUAUAAACUAGGUUAAAAUAUAUAAAAGUUAGUUUAUUCACAAUUUAGCAUUUGCAAGUGGAGGAGCAAUUUAUUUAGAGAAUACAAAUGCCUCAAUUUUUUUUGACUCAUAGGUUUUAAUAACUUAAAAUAAAGCUCUUAUUGGAGGAGGAGUUAGACUUUAUAACAAUCAAUUAAAUUACCCAUAAGAAAUUCAAAGGAAUUAUAAAAAUUUUAUUUUUGGUAACGAAGCUGACUUAUAUGGAAAGAAUUUUGCAACUUUCCUUCAAUAAGCAGUUAUUGGAGUAUUAUAAGAAGAACCGAGUAAAUUAAGUGGGGAUUCUAACAAUUCAGCAAAUUUUAUAUCAUACAAUAUAUCAUCAUUUGAAGAAAUGAACUAAGCUGAUUAGAAAUAAUACUAACAAAUACUUGAAAUAUUUAAUUUUUAGAGUGGAGGUUUAAUCAAUCUUUAUAUAAAAUUAAUUGACUCAGAAGGAACAUAUUUGAAUUUUUCUUUUGAUUCUUUCUAUUAUAAAAAAUUCCCUGAAUCUAUAAUAGAAGAAUUAUAAAUCUACUAAUUUAAAUUGCAAUCUUAAACUCUUAAUUAACAAGUCUUGAUCAAUGGUCCGAAUGUUGUAACUUCUUUUGAUUAUAAUGACUCAAAUAAAUAAUUUAUUUUUUGGCAAAUCCAAAUAACAAGUAUACCUAAUAAAACUACGUAUUUAAUUAUUUAACCUAACUACACUCCUACUAAUAUUAAUGUCCUCCCUAUACAAAUAAAAAUUAACAUGAGAAUAUGCUAAAUAGGGGAAAUCAUUAAACAAAUCGAAGCAAAUAUAUUUAGUUGCUAUUCUUGUCCUUUAGGAUCAUAUUCUCUAAUUGAUACUGCCCAAGAUCUAAUUUUAGUAAAUCAAUAAUAAGGAAAUACAAGUUAAAAUAAAUAAAUUACUUUACAUGACUGCUAAAAAUGUCCUUAAGAAGCUUAAAGCUGUUAAAAUAGUACUAUUAUUUUAAGAAAUGGAUACUGGAGGAUAAACAACACAUCUACAGAAAUUAUAGAAUGUUCUUUACCAUAUAAUGCAUGCAAUUAAUAGGACUAGACAAGUAGGAAUGGUUGUCUUAUAGGAUACAAAGGGCCAACGUGCAGAGUUUGUGAUUUAGAAGGAGAAGUUUGGGAUGGAGAAAGAAAAAUGGGAAUAUUGCCUAUUUCAAGGAAUUGUAUCAGAGAUCAGUCUCCCUUCUAUCUAAAAAUACUAAUCAACUAUAUUUAAAUUUCAUCCUUUUUAACUAAUUUCUCUAUUAGCCCCUUCCCAAAUAUGGUUCUUUUUGUUUCAGAAUUUUUAGGAAAUGCUAAUGCUUAAGUGAUCAAAAGGUUUCCCUGCUUAAUCAGUUAGGAGUCGAUAAAAAAAUAUGGUUAUGCUCAUAUCAACCAAAUUAUAGAAGCUUCUUUACCAGUAUUGACUCUGAUAAUACUCUUAAUGAUACUGAAUAUCUUUAGAAUAUUUAACAUAUUUAAACCAAAUUAAAUCAAGUUCUUUACAAAGCAGCUUUCUUGUACAAAAAUAGGCUCUUAAAAUUAUGUCAGCUCAGACUUGACCAUAUUAUGUGGAGACCCAGAUUAUAACUAUUUCACAUAUAUUAUAUCAAUACCGUUACUUGUCGUUUGGAUAACUUACCCUCUAGUAAUAUUUAAGCUUUUAUAAAAAAGAUCUAAAAAACUUUAAACUUGUUAUACACUUUUCUAUUUUGGCUAUUAUUAUCAAGAGUAUAAAGAAAACUUUUAUUACUGGGAAUUUAUAAGAAUAUAUUUAAGAAUUAUUGUAGCCGUUAUUAUCACUCUUAGCACUUAGUCUAACUUUAUCAAUUAUUAAAUUAUUAUUAUGCUACUUGUUGUAUACCUUAAGCUUACGCUUACUCUUAAUCCUAUCAGAAAUAUCUGGUUAUAAAAGCUUGAGUUUAACUCCAAAACUAUUAUAGGGUAGUUUUUUGGAAAGUUUCUGCACUACCAAAAUAGCAUUUAGAAUAGCAGCAGUCCCUUAUUUUAGAAAAUAUCAUUAAUAAAUUAAGUUUAAAUCUCUGUUCAAACAGAGAUAUCUAAACUCAAAAGUGGAACUAAAUAAUAUAAAAGCUUCUAAGUAUAAAGUAGCGGUAAUCAAACUAACAUCAAAGAAGAAAUUAUAAUUAAAAGUAAAGAAAAGCAAGAAUUACCAGAUAUAUUUUCCUCUCAGCAAAUCCCUUAGUAUGUUGACGAAAUAAGUGAAUCAUAAUUGGUACUUGAAAAUAGCGUUAAUCAAAAUUAACGACUGGAAUAAAGCUAUUAAACCUAGUUUAAAUAAAAGAAAAAUUUAGAUUAAAAGUAAUUAAAAUUCUGA